Molecule: messenger RNA, 1962 nt
Organism: Schizosaccharomyces osmophilus
Lineage: Eukaryota; Fungi; Ascomycota; Schizosaccharomycetes; Schizosaccharomycetales; Schizosaccharomycetaceae
Gene: byr2
Product: MAP kinase kinase kinase Byr2
Exons: 1
Coding region: 1-1962 (653 amino acids)
Biological process (GO): protein phosphorylation
Molecular function (GO): protein kinase activity; ATP binding; protein binding
Source: RefSeq, a predicted model, not a curated record
AUGGAAAAUUAUUCGGUAGAGAAAGUCUGCGGAUGGCUAAAAAAAACUGGAUUUGAAGAAUACGUUGACGCGUUUGCACAACAUAAAAUAGAGGGACGGCAUUUAGCUCGAUUGUCACAUCCAUUACUGGAAGAGCUUGGGAUCAGUGAUGUUGGAAAACGUCAAGAGUUUUUGAGAGAACGAAAUAGAUUGCGAGAUGCCCCCAAACCAUGCAUAUUACGAUUCAUUGCUUGCAACGGGCAGACCCGAACGAUCCAAUCUUUUGGGAAUUAUUCGGAAACGUUGAAUCUCGCUUUACGAAAGUUUUCCUUACCUGAUGAGGGCAAGUAUAUUGUCUGCGUCACACAGAGUAGUCAAGUUAGGCCAAUUUCUGAAGAAGCUUUUCAGGAAAUAUACCUCAAUCCGUCUUCCUCAGAAAGAGAAAGACUCAUAAUCGUUUCGGAAACUAAAACGUGUCCUUCUUUUGAAGAUCUUCGCAAAUCCUGGGAAAUAGAGUCCUCUCAGCCAUUGCCAGGGAACUUUAAUAGCUCACGAAACUUUUCUUCUUUGCUAUCUGAAAACAUACAGAAAACUUUGUUUCCUUCAGAUAGGACAAAUGCUUCGUGUUUAUCCAUUCAAAGACCUCCGAGUGAACUUAUUAGUUCGCGAAUUUCUCACUUUUUCCCUGAGCAUCAGCCAAAAUUAUUAGAGAAAACGCUGUACAAUUCUUUUGUAGGAACUCAAAACAUCCAUCCAUCUCGGGAAAAUACAUUUGGAAAGGAAAUUCUCCCAAAAUCAAGAAGUUUGCGGCGUCAACACUUAGAAUUCCUAAAAUCCAUGUCUUCAUUAAAAAUAAAUACGUUAGACGAUUCAAAAGUUGCCAAUAAAAUUGCGCCAAGGACGAAGUCGGAUAUUGAAAAGAAAACUAAGCUUGGCGUUGCUUCAAAAACACCACCUAUGCAAAAUUCCUCAUUUUCACAGAAGUUUUCUGAACGACAUGGGGUUGCCAGCAUACAAACAGCCGCUUUACGAAACAACCAGCUUCCGUCAGCCGCACCUAAAAUGUCGCCAAUACCUUCUCCAACUUUUGUGGAACAUGUGACUCCUGCGUCGCCAACUCCAACCACCACAAGUGAAGAAACUAACCCAGGUGAAGAGGAAGUGGAAGAACCAGUCAGAUGGAUCCGCGGAGCAUUGAUUGGGUCUGGGUCUUUCGGACAAGUUUAUCUCGGUAUGAAUGCAUCUAGUGGUGAAUUAAUGGCCGUAAAGCAAAUCAGCCUAGGUGACUUUAAAAAAUCUAAAGAGCGUCAUUCCAGUCUUUUCAAUUCUCUCGUUGGUGAAAUCGAUUUACUGCAGGAAUUGGCUCACGAACACAUUGUCCAAUAUCUUGGAUCAAAUUUAACGUCGGAAUAUCUGAAUAUUUUUUUGGAAUAUGUCCCUGGUGGCUCUGUCACUGGUCUACUUGAAAUGUACGGAAGUUUUGAGGCCCCUCUUGUAAGAAAUUUCAUAAAGCAAACAUUAGAAGGCUUGCAAUAUCUUCAUUCCAAAGGCAUCGUGCACAGAGAUAUUAAAGGUGCUAAUAUUUUGGUUGAUAAUAAAGGCAAAAUAAAGAUUUCGGAUUUUGGAAUAUCUAAAAAGUUGGAGUUGGAGAAUCCCAGCGAUAAGGCCAUAUCUCCUCGUCAAUCUUUACAAGGAUCCUCUUUUUGGAUGGCUCCAGAAGUAGUCAAGCAAACGCAACAUACCGAAAAAACUGAUAUAUGGUCACUUGGUUGUUUAGUUAUUGAGAUGCUUACCAGCAAGCAUCCGUAUCCUACAUGUGAUCAAAUGCAAGCAAUUUUUAAAAUAGGACAAAAUAUCCCCCCAGAAUAUCCUUCCGAUGCGACUCCUUCUGUCCAUGAUUUUUUAAAUACAACAUUUGCCAUUGAUUGCAAUGAAAGACCUACCGCUUCGGAAUUGCUCCAACAUCCUUUUAUUGCUAAGUGA